UCUCUCUCUUACUGCAGCUGGAUUCCCGGCUGAGUAGCCCCACCUCCUCCUCCUCUCCUCCUCCUCCUCCUCCUCCCGCCGGAGUCUGCCUUGUCUCGGCUCGCCCGGCUGCUCUCUGGAACUUUGCGCUCGGCUCGCCUUCCCUUCUGCCAACUUUUCCCCGUCGCCGCUCGACGGGAACUUCUUCUCCCGCCUUGGCCGCCAAGGAGAGCCCAGAUCCCGCCGGAGGUGGGAGGCGGCCCGCUGGGGAGAUGCGGUCGGGGAGUGAUUAGAGCGCGGGGCUCCGGGUUUGCUCGCCGCCGCCGCCGCCGCCAGCGCUGCAGCAACUUGGAGCGGAGCGGUGGUCGGCGCCGCUGCGGCAGAUCGGCGGAGGAGAAAUUCUUGCUGCUGUUUCUGCUCCUCCUUUUAACUGCGCCUGAAGCUCCCGCGCCGCCCGCUCGGCUGCUUUUGCCUUUGUCUGUUAACAGUGCGAGAGAAAAACAGAAGUUUUACUUCAUGGCAAGAAGUAAUAUCCUGCAACAGAAAUUGCCCCCCAAACUGGGCAGAAGGAAUCCUCAUAAAUUGUGACGUGCAGACCUUCAAUCAGAUUUUGCUGAAAUGGGUUAUAUGGCUCGCAGUUCAGUCCUGGGAUUUAUUCUUAAAUCUACAAUGAUAAAUGGACUUAUGAUUGUUCCUGUUCUUGUAAUGAUAGCUGUUCUUUCGCCGAGCAAGGCUGACGACAAGCUAAAACUAAUGACUGACUAUGAAUGCGUGUGUGAAGGCAUGUCGUGUGUGAACGGAGUCCGCUGCAGAGGACAUAGGUGCUUCUCCUCCUUGAGCAUCAAUAAUGGAGAAAGAGUUUACCAGAAAGGCUGCUUCCAAGUUUAUGAGCAGGGGAAGAUGACAUGUAGAACUCCUCCAUCCUCAGAUCAAGCCGUGGAAUGCUGUCAAGGGGACCUGUGCAACAGCAACAUAACAGCAGAGCUACCAAUGAAAGGGCAUCCAUCUCAAGGGGAAGCCGUGGGUUACACCAUGGAAAUGCUUGUCAUUUUCAUACUGGCUCCCGUUAUGGUGCUGAUUGUAUUUUCGGCAGCAGCAGUGCUGAUCAUCAGAAAGGUUCGGCAGCGCCAUAUGGAAAGGCUGAAUUCAAGGGACGCAGAAUAUGGCACAAUUGAAGGGCUCAUAGCCUCAAAUGUUGGCGAUAACACAUUGGCAGACCUGUUGGACCAUUCCUGUACCUCUGGGAGCGGCUCAGGGCUGCCUUUCCUAGUACAAAGAACAGUGGCUCGGCAGAUUACCUUGUUGGAGUGCGUAGGGAAAGGCCGAUACGGAGAAGUCUGGCGAGGACAAUGGCAAGGAGAGAACAUUGCUGUCAAGAUCUUUUCUUCCCGAGAUGAAAAGUCCUGGUUCAGAGAAACAGAAUUAUACAAUACCGUGUUGCUGAGGCACGAAAAUAUUUUAGGUUUUAUUGCUUCAGACAUGACAUCACGGAAUUCUAGCACUCAGUUGUGGCUGAUCACACAUUACCAUGAAAUGGGCUCGCUCUACGACUACCUGCAACUGACAACGUUGGACACUGUGAGCUGCUUACGAAUAGUUUUGUCCAUAGCUAGUGGCCUUGCUCAUUUGCAUAUUGAGAUAUUCGGGACCCAAGGAAAACCUGCCAUUGCUCAUCGGGACUUGAAGAGUAAAAACAUCUUGGUUAAGAAAAACGGGCAGUGUUGCAUUGCAGAUCUAGGUCUCUCCGUCAUGCAUUCUCAAAGUACCAAUCAGCUGGAUGUUGGGAACAACCCCCGUGUAGGUACCAAGCGCUAUAUGGCCCCAGAGGUCCUAGAUGAAACAAUUCAGGUGGACUGCUUUGACUCCUACAAAAGAGUUGAUAUUUGGGCAUUUGGACUGGUCCUCUGGGAAGUAGCCAGGCGCAUGGUUAGCAAUGGUAUAGUGGAAGACUACAAACCUCCAUUUUAUGAUGUCGUUCCUAACGAUCCUAGUUUUGAAGACAUGAGAAAAGUAGUUUGUGUGGAUCAGCAGAGGCCAAAUAUUCCCAACAGAUGGUUUUCAGACCCUACAUUAACUUCACUUGCUAAGCUCAUGAAAGAAUGCUGGUACCACAAUCCAUCGGCAAGAUUAACAGCUUUGCGUAUCAAAAAGACGUUGACCAAAAUUGACAAUUCCUUGGACAAGCUCAAAUCUGACUGCUGAUAAAAAAAAAAAAAGCCACAAUGCUGGCAGACGCAAAGAAGGACAUACAACUUGCUGGGAUUUGGUUCCAAGUGGCUUCAGGCAUCGGCACAGUUGUAUACCCAAACCAGCCAUUUGAGAGGAAACAAAGCCAUGCGAAUCUUAAUUAGCGCCUGCCAUGGCAUUUUUGCAAAUGGCCAAUCAUUAAAGACUUCAAGCUGGAUCUCUGGUGGCCUAUGGAAGAAAAAGACAAAGGAGUCCUAAGACAAAAUCGGGGCAUUAGAACCACGGCUUUUAAUUUUUUUUUUUUAAUUCAGAAAAAAAAAGAGUCUGUUUGAUGCUCCCAACUUUGACACAUGGAACUGGACAAUUUCAAUCCACAACUUUGCCUGCGUGUCUCUUCUUCGUUGCACUAAGGGAUUCCUUGCAUUCCUUCCUUGCACUGUUACAGUUUAAUUUUAAGGAACUGACUUGCCAAAAAUAGGAUUGGCUUUGUAUACCUUGAUCUAUGUUUUUUUGGAUAUUAGGAAAUCAGUUUGGGCAACUGAACCCAUAACUGACUCUUCUCCUCUUUCUCUUUUUAUUUUGUUAAGCUGCAUUUUACAUAUGUUUACAGUAAGGCUGGAACACUAGGAAUUGUUGAUGAGGAAACAUGCAGAUUUUAUUUAUUACUGGUGCAUUUAACAGUUUUUAAAAAACAGAGAAAAAUGCAUACAGUUAAAGUUUAUUUUUAUGUAGCUUCUAUCACUUACAGUCUCUUUUUCGUAAUAUCAUAUAAUCGGAAUUGGUUCUGUUUUUUCCCGUUGAAUCGUUUAGACAUUUUAAUCACAUUUUAAGUGCUUCACAUUUUAUAUGUGUAUGGUCUGUAACAUAUAUUUUCAGUUCAAAAUAUGCAAAACAUUUAUAUAUAAAUAUAUAUAAAUAUAAAUAUAUAUCUAAAUAUAAAGCCAUUACUCAAAUUAUGUCACAUCUAGUACCUUAUUGAUUUAGAAGAACGGAUUAGCAAAGCAAAAAAGCAAACAAUAGUUCAUCAGAAAGUGCUGCUUCCUCCCUCCCCCAAUUUAUACAUAAUGAGCAUUUAAAUGUGGCAAGGAAGAAAUUGUUUUAAUUUGCUUUUUUUCUCCCUAUUAAGUAACUGCUUGUAUAAAUGAAAGAUAAUAUUUCCCAGUGAAAUGAAAGGGAAGUAUUCUGCUAGUGCCUCCUGGGCUUAAGGUGAAGGUGGUGUACUUAAAUUGAAGCAUCACCAACAUAUAUAUAUAUAUAUAUAUAUAUAUCUGUGGGUGAUUCCCAUCCUGGACUGAGCUGUGCUGGAAAAUCUGCCAUCAUACAUUUUGGCCUAUGUGAUGGAAGAGACAUCUCUUGAGGUUUGGCAUGCUGGAACUGUCCCUCAGACGGAAUAUUCAUUCUGGAGCUAUGACCUCAUAAUGGCAUGUGAUGUAUAGAUAAAACAUGAUGUCUUCUGGCUGCUUUUUUUGAUAUCAAGUUUCCCAAGUAAACAACUUUGAUUCUAGUGCCUUGCUUUGUACUAUAGUUACUCUCCUUUGAAGCUUUCCAAGCAAAAAAACUUGGAAUGCUGACCUUCGAACAUUAAACCAGGACAAUGUCUGGAAAAGCUGAAUGGACUUGGUUUAAAUUGAGAGCGUUAAAAAUAAAAUAAAAUAAAAAAAUAGGACAGGACAAUUGAGGCUUCCAUUAUCUCCUAUCCUCUUUUAUAUACUUCAAUAACAAUUAUUUGGGGGAUGUAUACAAGGUUUGGUUUGGACAACUAUAUGCUCAGUGAAAUACUACUGCUUUUACUAAAUGGAGACAUCACUAUCAUUCAUAUAGUAUUGGAUAGACAUACCGUGAUUUGUUAGGAUUUAUUCGCAUCCCCUAUGCAAUUCAGAUUUUCAAAUGUUAUUUGAAUGUCAAUCAUUUCUUCCUCAUAUUUAACACCAGAAACUACAUAAAAGGGCAAUUUACAGUAUUUUUCAGAGUAUAAGACACACUUCCCCCUCCCCCCAAAAGUGGGUGGAAAUGUCUGCGUCUUAUACAGUGAAUGUUGCCGAAGCCCCACCCACCCGCCGGCCUCUGCCUCCCAGCAAUUUGCCUCCUUGCAGCAAACAUCAAAUAGCGUGGUCAGCUUCAGCACAACCUGAUUUAGUACGAGCAGCUGAUUGGCGGUUGGAUCUAUCUCCUGGUAUAACUCCUAUCAGCUGUUCCAGGCUGCGGGGAUCCUGGUGGUGCAGUGGACUAAACUACUGUUAAAGUAGUAUUUAGCUGCCAGCUGCCUGCAAUUACUGCGAGUUCAAUUCUCAACAGGCUCAAGGUUGACUCAGCCUUCCAUCCUUCCGAGGUAGGUAAAAUGACCCUGUUUGUGGGGGCAAUAAACUGGCUUUGUAUAAAAUAGAACACUGCUUUGGGGGGGGGCGGCAAAAGCCCUACUAAGCAGGUAUAUACAAAAGUAUGAAGGUUAUUGCUUAAAAGCAUUGUAAGCUGCCCUGAGUCUCCGGAGAAGGGCGGCAUAUAAAUCAAACAAACAAAUAAAUAAAUAGGAGGUAUUCCUGGGUACUUACGGGACCGCCUUCUGCCACCGAUAGCCUCCCACCAGCCAGUACGCUCCCAUAGAGAGUGACUCCUCAGGGUGCCGUCAGCCAGACAAUGUCGGCUGGUGACCCCCAGGGGGAGGGCCUUCUCUGGCACCACCUGUCCUCUGGAAUGACCUGCCCCUGGAGAUACGUAGGAUCCCAGAUCUCCGUGCUUUUCGCCGUGCCCUUAAAAUUUUUUUAUUUCAUCAAGCCGAGCUGGCUUAAUCCCUCCCCCCUUAGACAUUUUUAAUUGUUAAUUAAUUUUAGUUGGGGUGUUUUAAAUUUAUUGGGCCAAAAUUUGUUUAAUUCUUUUAAAAAAAUAAAUAAAUUUUGUAUGUGAUGUUUUUAUUCUUGGCUGUUCACCGCCCUGAAUCCAGUGGGAGAAGGGCAGUAUAAAAAUCUUAUAAAAUAAAAUAAAUAAAAUAAAUAAAUAAUAUUCCGGGAGGCAGAUCCAAAUGCCAAUCAGCUGCUCGAUCUAAAUCAGUCUGUGCUUAAUCUGACCAUGCUGUUUGCUGCAAGGAGGCAAAUUGCUUGGAGGCAGAGGCAGGAUUUUUUUUCAUGUUUUCCUCCCCAAAAGCUAGGUGCACCUUAUACUAGCGUCUUACAGUCUGAAAAAUACGGUAUAUGUAAGUAAAGAGUAAUGCUGGAAAGGACCCAUAAAAAUGGUGCUUGAUGUCCUACUUCUUAAGCUUUCUAUAGUUUGAUAAGCAGCUUGGUAUUUUCUACGAGAGUUGUAACUUGUCCAAUUAACUUUCACUUGUUAAAAUGCUUGGUGACAACCCAAAUAAAAAAGAAAUGAGAAAUUACUAAUUUUUAACCAACUCCAUUUAAUAAUGAUGAACUUUUCCAUGAGGACUGGUUAUCCAGCUAAUAAAUACUCAUCCUUUGA
Molecule: messenger RNA, 5616 nt
Organism: Pantherophis guttatus
Lineage: Eukaryota; Metazoa; Chordata; Lepidosauria; Squamata; Colubridae
Gene: ACVR1
Product: activin A receptor type 1
Biological process (GO): transforming growth factor beta receptor signaling pathway; cellular response to growth factor stimulus; heart development
Cellular component (GO): BMP receptor complex; plasma membrane
Molecular function (GO): metal ion binding; ATP binding; transmembrane receptor protein serine/threonine kinase activity
Source: RefSeq, a predicted model, not a curated record